This is a messenger RNA of Phytomonas sp. EM1, 799 nucleotides long. NCBI's taxonomy places the organism in Eukaryota, Euglenozoa, Kinetoplastea, Trypanosomatida, Trypanosomatidae. The record is from the annotation of a GenBank genome assembly.
GCGUAUUGCGAAGAUUUGUGCUGUGAGUGUGAAGUGUAAGUAGUAAAUACCAUCAUUUCUUAACAAGCUAAGUAAGACACUGUAGCAAUAUUAAUAUCGAAUAACAGUAUCAACAUGAAUGUACCUGAAUGGACAAGAGAUGAGCACUCUAUCAAUGAUGCGAAAAUUUACCUUCGUCAAGGGGCGACGGUGGAUUUCUUCGAAAUGAUCGCACGAAAUAUUAUACAGAACCACCCGGAGAAUCUUCCACUAUAUGCACUUAGCCUUGUCAACAAUAUUAUCGAGGGAAAAGAGGAGGCUGGCGAUAUUGAGCUCAAACCCAAGAAGUUAGAGGAUAAUCGCUACAUGCGUGAUAUGAACGUGAGUGAGUUUCUGGAUGCGUGGGUCCUCGCAUUGCUGUGUGAGCGACCUACAUCCGAUGCAGAGCGGCUUACCUUUCAUAAGAGAUACCUUCAGUCGCUCAUUCCAAAUGGUGCAACUGACGCAGGGCAGCAAGAAUGAGCCAAAUAUGAACAUACUGGCGAUGUAAUAACACAAUAUGGCCUACCAAUGUCAGGACCAGUACAUAAGCACCAUUCGUAGAUUUCCACUUACAAAACGGGGUUUCUGAAUAAUAUAUUUAAUGUACUGGCAUCACUAACUGAUACCAAGAAACAUGCAGGUCACAUAUUCAUCAUUUGCUCGCUGCUUUUGUUUACACCUUUAUAAAACUAAACUCAGAUACUCCUCGGAGAUGUACAUUUUAUGUGCCAUAUAUAUAUAUAUAUAUAUGCAUUGCAGUGUUUUUCUCGUUUUGAAA